GGAUAUAGACGAGAGAAAAGGCGGUGGCAACCGGCAAUUCAAUAUCAGCAGUUUCUCGAUCAACCAUUCAUUUCUACUCAACCUUCACAUCUUCUUCUCUUAAAAAUAAAGUCAUGAUGAGAAAGGUACCUUCGUGGGCUGUCACAGCUCUCUCAUCACCACGAAAUAGUAUUUCCAGCCAAACAUCCCCAUCGUUCCGUUGCUUUCAUUGCUCCCCAAAGACAUGGGCCAUUGCUCACCCCAUCACCGCACAUGGACCGCCUCCUAGAGCUCCGAAGCCAGCACCUGAGUUCGGUGAGCGAGUGGAAAGACGCAAAAAACAGGAACAAUCGAUCCAAGAGGGACAGAAUACAAAUUCGCAGGCUUCGCAGGCGAAAUAUCCGCUCAAGAAGCGAUUUUGGAAGUAUGUAAAUGUGAAGGAGUCACCUGAUGGAUAUCAAGUGCUUUUAGAUACUCGUCCAGUUCGCAGCCCUAUGAAGACCGUCAUUACAAUCCCGAACUCCAAGCGCCACCUCGCCGAAGCUAUUGCUCUCGAAUGGGAUCUUCUAACCUCUGCGCAGCAAGCGCUGAAACACCAUUUAAUCCCGCUCACAUCCCUGACGACGCGUGCGACUGACAUUGUCCGAGAAGACGGCUUGGGCGAGGGGAGAAUCAGAAAGGAAAUCGUGACCACUGCGAUGCGCUAUCUACAAACAGACACCCUCUUAUGCUGGGUACCGGAAAAGAAGCUACAUGAUCCAGAUCCAGUCAACGGUGUACUGGAGAGUGAUACUGCUCAGCAAGAAAGCUUGCGCACUCGUCAAAUGAAAGCUGCACAAGAAGUCAUCGGCUUCCUCACCCAGACCAUAUGGCCUGGCGUUGAGAUUAAACCUGUUCUUGACGAGGAUAGCAUCAUUCCGACGUCGCAGAGCGAGUCUACGGUUAAUGUUAUCCGGGAAUGGAUUACUGCUCUCCCUCCCUAUGAGAUUGCAGGCCUGGAGAGAGCGAUUCUUGCCAGCAAGAGCUUGCUGGUUGCAGUGCGGUUAAUUGUCGAAUGGGGCGAGCAUUUUGGCGAUGUCCAACCUGCUCAGAAGACGAAGGCGUUUGGUGUCGAUGAGGCUGCUGAGGUAUCGAGUCUCGAGGUGACUUACCAGACGGAUAUGUGGGGAGAGGUCGAAGAUACGCAUGAUGUUGACCGAGAAGAUCUUCGGAGGCAACUCGGAAGUGUUAUUCUCCUGAUUAGUGGAGAUAGAAGGUAGUGCGAUAGCUAGAAGUAUUGUAAAUAUAUCUACAUAGAAUUAUAAUCGAGAAUAGCGCUGGUUAUUCUUAUUUUAUGGCGCUAAAAGCUGAAGUUUGAGAUAUAUAUAUGAUGGCGAGAUUGGGC
Molecule: messenger RNA, 1363 nt
Organism: Talaromyces proteolyticus
Lineage: Eukaryota; Fungi; Ascomycota; Eurotiomycetes; Eurotiales; Trichocomaceae
Product: putative mitochondrial molecular chaperone
Exons: 2
Coding region: 114-1238 (374 amino acids)
Biological process (GO): mitochondrial proton-transporting ATP synthase complex assembly
Cellular component (GO): mitochondrion
Source: RefSeq, a predicted model, not a curated record